Messenger RNA from Mirounga angustirostris (Northern elephant seal), 3564 nucleotides. RefSeq names its product single stranded DNA binding protein 3 (gene SSBP3). Bases 357 to 1304 code for a protein of 315 amino acids. NCBI's taxonomy places the organism in Eukaryota, Metazoa, Chordata, Mammalia, Carnivora, Phocidae. The record is from RefSeq and is a predicted model, not a curated record. The transcript is spliced from 15 exons. Gene Ontology annotation, molecular function: protein binding; single-stranded DNA binding. Gene Ontology annotation, cellular component: nucleus. Gene Ontology annotation, biological process: positive regulation of transcription by RNA polymerase II.
GCGGUGCCGGAGGCGCAGAGGGCGGCGCAGGCGGAGCCGGGCGGGCGGGCGCGCGAGCGAGCCAGCGGGCGGCCGGGCCGGCGGGCGAGCGGCGGCGGCGGCAGCGGCACCCCAGGCCGAGCCGGCGCGGGAGGAGUUCCAGGGCGAUGGGGCCGCGGCCGGGGCUGACGCUUUGACAGCUGGAAAGAGCGCGGAGCCAGCGCCUGGGGGGGGAGGGAGGGGAGCGCGGCGAGGAGAGCGCGAGCGGGCGAGCGAGCGAGGCCGGGGAGGGGGCCGGGAGCGAGGGGGCAGCUCGGGAGCAGCCGGAGCGGUAGCGGCGGCGGCGGCGAGGCUCGGCGCCCUCUUCUCUGCAAACCAUGUUUGCCAAAGGCAAAGGCUCGGCGGUGCCCUCGGACGGGCAGGCUCGAGAAAAGUUAGCUUUAUACGUCUACGAAUAUUUACUGCACGUAGGAGCACAGAAAUCUGCACAGACCUUCUUGUCGGAGAUUCGAUGGGAAAAAAACAUCACGUUGGGAGAACCGCCUGGGUUUUUGCACUCGUGGUGGUGCGUAUUUUGGGACCUUUACUGUGCAGCUCCUGAAAGGCGAGACACUUGUGAACAUUCGAGUGAAGCAAAAGCCUUUCAUGAUUACAGUGCGGCAGCCGCCCCGAGCCCCGUGCUUGGCAACAUUCCCCCCAACGAUGGGAUGCCGGGAGGCCCCAUCCCGCCGGGUUUCUUUCAGGGUCCUCCGGGGUCACAGCCCUCGCCGCACGCACAGCCUCCACCUCACAAUCCCAGCAGCAUGAUGGGACCCCACAGUCAGCCUUUUAUGUCACCGCGCUACGCAGGCGGCCCCAGGCCCCCGAUCAGAAUGGGAAACCAGCCUCCGGGAGGAGUUCCUGGGACCCAGCCACUGCUGCCCAAUUCCAUGGAUCCCACCCGACAACAAGGGCACCCCAACAUGGGAGGAUCAAUGCAGAGAAUGAACCCUCCCCGAGGCAUGGGGCCCAUGGGGCCUGGCCCACAGAAUUAUGGAAGCGGCAUGAGACCACCACCCAACUCCCUCGGCCCCGCCAUGCCCGGGAUUAACAUGGGCCCGGGAGCCGGCAGACCCUGGCCAAAUCCUAACAGUGCUAACUCAAUUCCAUACUCCUCCUCAUCACCUGGUACCUACGUGGGACCUCCUGGUGGUGGUGGCCCCCCAGGAACACCCAUCAUGCCUAGUCCUGCAGAUUCAACAAAUUCCAGUGACAACAUCUACACAAUGAUUAAUCCGGUGCCGCCUGGAGGCAGCCGGUCCAACCCACUUCCCCGAGAGCUUUAAGUGAGAACGACCUCCACGGUGCUUUGGAACGCUUAGAGGUGACGGACAUCUGAGACAGGACAGGCCUGCUGAUGGAUUUAGGGAUGCAGAGGACCUGACUGACAAGCUCUGGCCUCCCUAAACUAGCCUGUAGAUAGAGUAUGAUGGACCUCUUAGGAGAGUUGGAAGGGAGUUGCUGCAGGUCUAAAAACCUGUGCGAGUCAGUGACAUCCCACGUACUCCAUGCACAGACGUGUUUGUAGAGAGGCUUUUUCCGUGUCACCGUGUUGGGCUGACAGCAGGGCCUGAUAAGAGCAGAGUGGCAGGUCACAGUGAAUUUUGCAUUUGCCUCUGUAUUCAGUUUACCAUUACCUAAAGAAAUUAAAAAGCAUGGCUUAGAGGCUGUAGGCAAUCCAGAGAAGUUCUGGGGGAAAAGCAGGCACCUUCUGCCCUGUUGCACCCGCGAAAGCAAGAUGGGUCACCCCGGCAGCUCCACCGCAGCCCCUGGAGAAAACUCAGCCUGGGUUCGCACUCCAGCCAUGUCUUCGUGACCUGGCCCGGGCCCAUCCAGAAAUGUGGCCACCUGUGUUCCCAUCCGGAUGCUUGUGAUUUUUUUAAAAGAUUAUUUAUUGGGGCACCUGGGUGGCUCAGUCGGUUAAGUGUCUGCCUUCAGGUUGGUUUAUGGUCCCGGGGUCCUGGGAUCAAGCCCCGUGUCGGACUUCCUGCUCAAUUGUCUGCUUCUUUCUCUCUGACCCUCCCCCCUGCUUGUGCUCUUGCCUGCACUCUCUCUCAAAUGAAUAUUAAUUCGAGAGGAGCCCACUUGUGUGGGAGUGAGAGAGGAGGGGGGAGGAGGAGGGGCAAAGGGAGAGAGAGCGAGAAUCUCCAGCAGACUCCCCACUCCAUUGAGCUCGGAGCCUGACUCGGGGCUCGAUCCCACAACCCUGAGGUCAUGACCUGAGCCGAAAUCAAGAGUCGGACACUUAACCGACUGAGCCACCCAGGCGCCCCAAGAAAUGUGAUUUUUUUUUUUUUUUUUAUUAGAGAGAAUGAGAGAGAGCACGAGAGGGAAGAGGGCAGAGGGAGAAGCAGACCCCCUGCUGAGCAGGGAGCCCGAUGCGGGACUUGGUCCCGGGACUCCAGGAUCAUGACCUGAGCCGAAGGCAGUCGCUUACCCAACUGAGCCACCCAGGCGCCCAAGAAAUGUGAUUUUUAAAAAUCAAACAUAAGUAGUAUCUGUUUAAUCAGUCCAUCACGUUUAGCUUUUUUUAAAAAAACAUAUUUGUUUAAGACUACAUAGUAAUAUAGCCUACAAAAUAUAAAUACCUAAUAAAGAGCUCAAAUAAAUUACUGUAUUAGAGGACCAGAAACAUUAUAAAAAUGUUAUGUUUUUCUCACACAGACUGUUCAUUUAACUAGUCCUCUGUUCACUGGUCCCGUUAACUAGCCUUACUCUGGCUUUUUUGAGAUAAUAGCAUGUGUGUAACAAGGUCACUAACACAGAAUAAAGGAGCAGUGCAGGGACAGCAGGUGUGUGAGGUCGGAGUGCGGUUCACAAGGACACCCAGACUCCGGCGCGCACAGUCCAUCUGCCCGGCGGCGCUGAAGGAGGGCAACAGGGUGCAUCUCCGGGGCCUGGCCGGAAGCAAAGCCUUCUCCCCGGUGACCCUGGAAGCACAGGCGACAAAAGCAAAAAGCAGGUAAAUGGGACUUGAUCAAGACUGAAAACUUCUGCACUUCAAAGGGACGCCUUCCAGAAGGUAAAAACACAGCCCACAGAGUGCAGAGAACAUUUGCAAAUCACAUACCUGAUACGGGACUCGAAUCCAAAAUAUGCAAAGAACUCUUAAAACUCCGUCAUGAAAAAACAGCCUAGUUUACAAAAUGGGCCAGGGGUCAGGACAGGCAUUUCUCCAGAGACGCACUGGUAGCCAACAAGCACACAGAAAGACGCCCCGCCUCGUUGUCACCGGGGAAAUGCAAAGCCGCAGUGAGCUCAGCUCUGCACGCUCCCGAGGUGGGAACCGAGAAGGACGCAGCUGCUGUGGAGAACCAUCUGGCAGGUCCUCGGAAGGCUAUGCAGGGUCCCCGCAUGCCUCGGCGCUCCUACUCUGGGGUCGGUCUCUCCGCACGAGAAACAAAGCGCGUGUCCACCUCGUGAUGGCUAGAAAGUGGGAACAACCUCGUGUCCCCCGGCUGAAGGGAUAGAGGACGUGCAGUCUGCGUACGCCGGAGCGGGUUUGGCCAGAAAAGGCAUGAAGUCCUCUUCGGUGCCCCAGCACUG